AGCCACGCAAACCAGCUGGGUUACAGAACAACAGGUCCAGAGAGGGAUAAGAGAGAGUUCCUCCAGAAGUCCACCGCAGAGCACAGAAUCACAGACACAGAGACAACAUGAAAGCUGUUACGGCCUUCUUGCUGGUGCUGUGUUGCCUGGCUGUUAGUCAUGCGUGGAACUGCAGUGAGGCUCCGCUGCUGCAUUACGCCAAUCAGAUUGAUGCUGGAAUGGGAAAAGUGGUUGCGACCAACAGGUACAGACAGGUGUUUUCCCUAAGUGGAUUGAACUGGUACAGACUGGGCACGGUCAGCCUCAAACAUGUCACAGUGGGACCUUCCGGAACGUGGGGAACUGACUACUCCAACUAUGUGUACAAAUACGUAGCUGGAAACUUUAAACGGGCCGCGGGUCUGAAAAUGGAGCAGGUGGAUGCUGGUGGUGACGGCCAGGUUGUUGGAGUGACACCCAGAACCACGUUGACCUACUGUCUGAGAGAGCCCACAGCUUUGUCCUACGCUGGAGUGGGCUCCUUGGGCUGGAGUUACCUUUCAAGGAGAAUGAAAUAUUUCAGCUGCGGCCCACUGCUCGGAUGCUGGGGAGUCGACUCAGUAAACAAUGUCUACGUUGCAAGGAACGUGUAUGCAUCCAACUGUCGCGCUUUAAACUGGGUAUACGUGUCAGGUCAAAAAAUGAAAAUGAUUGAAGUGUCAACUGAUGGACAAGUCUUUGGAGUGACUACAACUGGCAAGGUGUACCAAAGAACUGGCAUCACCAGUUACCGUAGACAAGGCACUCGCUGGACUUUAAUCCCAAUGUGCAUGUCUGUCAAACACCUGAGCUACGACCUGCGCCAGCUCUGGAUCGUCACCAACUCUGGUUUGUUGAUGAAGUGCACACACUAAUGUCAUCAGUGUGGCAGAUGACUUCUGUGCACCAAUCUCUGUUUUUCUUGGCUGACAUCCCUUCAAAGGUCUAUACUUUCUUUUGAUCAUUCGGUGCACACAAAUAGAAAAGAAGAAAAACAAACUCAUUGAACUGUGAAACAAAUCAAAGACAGUCACAAAUGUGCAAGUGUAACAUUAGGCUAAAUGGAUGAUGUUUGACGAAUCCCCACCAUGUAUAACUUCUUCAUACCAUUUGGUAUACUUUCUACUAUGUUAAUAAAUGAUAAUUGAAGCAAUUUC
Messenger RNA from Scophthalmus maximus (turbot), 1175 nucleotides. RefSeq names its product fish-egg lectin. The record is from RefSeq and is a predicted model, not a curated record. The transcript is spliced from 5 exons. NCBI's taxonomy places the organism in Eukaryota, Metazoa, Chordata, Actinopteri, Pleuronectiformes, Scophthalmidae. The coding region runs from base 108 to 893 and encodes 261 amino acids.